Messenger RNA from Alosa alosa (allis shad), 991 nucleotides. RefSeq names its product ADP-ribosylation factor-like 15a (gene arl15a). Gene Ontology annotation, molecular function: GTP binding; GTPase activity. Lineage: Eukaryota; Metazoa; Chordata; Actinopteri; Clupeiformes; Clupeidae. The transcript is spliced from 5 exons. Bases 333 to 953 code for a protein of 206 amino acids. The record is from RefSeq and is a predicted model, not a curated record.
UCACUGAUCCGCUAAUCCCACUGGAGAGAUCUCUUCGCUAAGCUGCCCCUGUCGCCUGAUUCCGUUCGUCUCUUUGAUUGCUUUUCAUGAAUGGAUCUGAAUAGCGGCGUCUCCUACUCCUCCCCCCAUUGCUUUGAAAACAACCACUGUUGAUUCUUGCCGCCGCUGCUUGAGAUUUCGCUCUCACUUAGGUUCGACGUUUGUGUGCUUGUUUGUGCGUAUGUGCGUGCGAUUCUGCUGCUUCUCACCUUCCCCCUCUCCUCUUCUUGCCGUCAGUGGUUGACUCUGGCUCGGCUUGUUUGUUGCCGGGGGUUACGCUGUUGCCGGGGACGAUGUCUGAACACAUUCAGCUUUCACUGGCUCUGUGCAGAAUUGGUUUAUAUACGUGUCUGCGGACACUGUGCUGUAAGGGGCCGCCCCCACCCCGGCCGGAGUAUGACGUGGUGUGCAUCGGCCUGGCUGGCUCCGGCAAGACCAGCCUGCUGUCCCGUCUGAGCAGUGAGAGCACUGACACCAUCGUGCCCACCACAGGUUUCAGCAUCAAAGCAGUGGGGUUUCAGAAUGCCAUACUGAAUGUGAAGGAACUUGGAGGUGCCGACCACAUAAAGAAGUACUGGAGCCGCUACUACCAGGGCUCGCAGGGCGUGGUGUUCGUGGUGAACAGCGCGUGCUCACCGGCCGAGCUGGAGGCGUCGCGGGCGGAGCUCCACCUGGCGCUGCAGCACCCGCAGCUGUGCACGCUGCCCUUCCUCAUCCUCGCCAACCACCAGGACCAGCCGGCCGCGCGGCCCGUGCCCGAGAUAAAGAAAUACUUUGAGCUGGAGCCGCUGGCCCGAGGAAAACGAUGGAUCCUGGCGGGCAGCUCCACAGCAGAUGUGGAGGACGUGAGGCAAAGCUUCAUUCAGCUCAUCAGCCUGCUGGAGGACAGAGAUGCAGAACCAGCCAGGAUAUGACACGCAUGCACACAAACACACACACACACACACACACA